AUGGAUAGUUUCAAAUUUCGCCAACAAAACUCGAGGGGAUGUGUUCUGGAUCAGCCGCAAUAUAUUGGUGAAUACUGCGUUAAUGCACAACGAGGAAUUAUUUUGGGUCGAAGUCAGGCCAGAUAUUUAUGCAAUUUUCGCAUCAAUCGUGAGUGUCAUAUGGAUUUAAAUGAAGGAUACGAAAUUUUCGAUGCUAAAAUUGAACCAUCUAAUGAGAAAAUUGAUAUUUUAUUGAAAUGGUUAAUGCUUCAUAGUCUUCCGGGAGAUUCUCUCAAAAAGGUAUGUCACGACGCAGAUUUUGUUUCAUGGCGUGGUAUAUUUGCUCGUAUUGCUGCAACACCUUCAAAUAAAGAUGAACAUUGGAUGUUUGCUGUUGUAUGCUAUAAAUCGGUGAUAUUUUUGUGCGAAUAUCCAACUGAACAGAAGCUAACAAUGUUAGCAAACAUGUCCAAUCGCGAUAAAAUAAUGGCUUAUUGGGGUUUCAAAUUUGAACAGUUUAUGACAAGCAGUCAUCCAGAGAGCGUGCCUGAUACGAAAAAGCCAGUCACCAAUAAAGAGGAGUUUCAUAUAAUGGUUAAAUCCAAGUUCAAUGAAUCUCAUUUAAAAAUUUUAUAUUCAGCUGAAACUGAUGGUCUUUAUUAUGCAAGUGGUGCUUAUGUGGAAUUAAAAACUAUGCGAUUUGAUGGACAAAAGAAGCAUUCUUGGGACCGAAAGGCUUUAAAAUGGUUUUUGCAGUCAUAUCUUACAGCUACAAAAGAAAUUGUCGUUGGCCUUCGUGAUGACAGUGGUUAUUUGUUUGCUAAUUACAUAUCUUAA
Dracunculus medinensis (Guinea worm) is the source of this 816-nucleotide messenger RNA. The record is from the annotation of a GenBank genome assembly. Lineage: Eukaryota; Metazoa; Nematoda; Chromadorea; Rhabditida; Dracunculidae.